AUGCCGUUUAGCAUUAGCCUACCGCUGGAUGUCGGACCACCACCAUUUCAGUCAAAGCUUGCUCGCAUUCGCUAUGUGCUGUGCUGCACUCUUCUCGUCCGGGACAAAGGCGUUCAAUAUCUGGUUCGAACCUCACAGGGAGUUUCACUGCUUUCCGUUUACGAUCCAGAAAAGGCCCUCAUGUCCCUACCAAGCCCGCUAACAGCUUCGGAUGAGUAUAUGCGUCAGAAGGAAGGAGGCAUUGAAGCCAUACGAGUCACAGCUGGACUCCACCGACAAGUCUGGGUCAGCGGAACAUGCAUAUUUGUGGACGUGCACAUUGCAAACAAUAGCCGAAAAACCAUCAAGAAACUUGAGCUGCAGCUGGAAAGGGAUAUAUUAUGCUACAAACAUACUGCAGCCUCGACACUGGAAAAGUCGGCCGGCCAGGCUCGGAUUUUUGAUAACAACGAACGCACGGUAUUUGCCAAAACUUCCAUUAAGCAGGGCAUGCACGGCUGGUCUGGAGUUGCUCCCCAUACGACUGUCACAAGAACAUGCGACCUGGAGCUUCCGCGCGGACAUGCAACUGUCAAAUGUGGCAAGUUCUUUGAAGUCCGCUACUUCCUCAACAUUGUAGUCAGCAGCACACACAGCAAACUUGUCACUGUUCAGCUCCCUAUUGUCCUGAUACACAUGAACUCGCUUGAUGUUGUUCCAAAUUCCGUUGCUCAAGUAGCGGCUGCAAUCGAAGAGAAACGAGGGCAUCCUGCUCAUCGUCGGGCUCGUACACUGUCCCGGCGGCCGUCACGGUCCGUCCAAGGCCGAGCGUUUGCAGCACCUCGCAUGCAAUCUCUUGACCGCAUGCGUGCCGAGGCGGAAGACCUGCGCGAGCUCGGCCAUCUGCUUGAACAUUCACCACGCAAGUACAAACCGGCAACCAAACUCACUACUACGAUCCAGCCUGAUGGCAGCACCUCAGUCAAGAAAGAACAUGCAGUCAGGCGUGUCCAGAGUGCCACCCCAAAGCUCGCCAGCCGACGUAUAGGCCGCAAAUUCAGCUCCGAUACCAUCGGCCUGAAUAGCGCCGUCGGACUGGGGUAUGGCUAUCACAGCAGCAACAAUUUGGGUGGUGGUUGUUCCAGCGCCAGCGAUAAUCAUGACAGCGACGACCAACUUGCCAGUAUGCCCCUACGACAGCACCGCCGUAACGCGUCCAGCCCGGGUUUCGAGACGCCAUCGAACGAAAAUCGUCAAGGCCGCUUCAUGGAAAUCGGCAGUGUCGAAAGCAUGAGGAAUCGUCUCCGCCACGUACGUUCCCGCUCUAACGAAACGACCCGCAGCCAGCGCUCCUCAUCUGCAACACAUGGCUACUUACCCAAUCACCACCAUAAUCCCCACCCAGCUCUCGGCCUCAAGCAGUCCACCAGCCUCCAUGGACCUCCAGGUUCCGCCCGCUCCCAUUCACGCGCAGGCAGCAACCCCACCACGUCUGCCAUACUGCUCUUCCCGCCACCUCCGCUACCGCAUCCACCCGGGGCAGAUCAGCACGCUCGACAGCCACUCGAGUUCCGUGAAGCGGAGGUCGCCUUGCCCAGCGAGCACGUCGUGGAUCUGAGCACGGGCGGCUCGGGUGGCGCGUACCCCAGUGCCACCGCCGGCGGCGCCGCCUCGUCGUUGGCGCUCUUCGGAGGCAUGGGAUCGUCGGGUGCGGCGAGCUUCAAGGCCCGGCUAGAUGCUGCGAGGGACAGGCAGUGGCGGUUCCAGGGCAUAGGCAGCCACCACCACAACAACAAUAACAACGGCGGGGGAAGAGCACCGGCUGCUGGUGGUGCGAGCGGCCAUCACCACGGUAAGAAGUGGAAGGGGUUGCCGGAGAGGGGUCUGGAAUGGAUUAUGGGGGAUAGAGAGGAGAGGGAGAAGGAAAAAGAAAAGGAGAGGAGGAGGGCGAUGGAUAAUUGGAUUUGA
Lasiodiplodia theobromae is the source of this 1947-nucleotide messenger RNA. RefSeq names its product Arrestin-like protein. The transcript has 6 exons. Bases 1 to 1947 code for a protein of 648 amino acids. Lineage: Eukaryota; Fungi; Ascomycota; Dothideomycetes; Botryosphaeriales; Botryosphaeriaceae. The record is from RefSeq and is a predicted model, not a curated record.